GGCCUUUUCUGUACGCGUCGCUUACUGUAUGCUUCCAAUUUGCGCUGUUUCCAGCUGUCUUAAUCCUCCACUUGUUUCAACCGGUGCUAGCUUCAAUAAGCGCUAGGCAGGCCCGAUGGACCAAGCUAGAGCACCCAGACAAUUAACACUCUUAGAUGUGCUGCGUCAUCUCGACGUGGACGCUCUCGACAGGAUUUUCCAGGUCUGCGACGACAGCUGGGACGAUCGUCCAUCGCCAUUUCGGGGGGCCCGCUUGAGCUGUCGUGCGCUUCGCGACAUCGUGGACAGCAGCAUCGCGCACAUUCGGCUCCGGAUGUCGCCAGGGCUGCUUGCGUCUUGGCGACCGGGGCAGCGGUCCCUGCUGCCACGGUUCGGGCGGUGCACCGAGCUCUCCGUGUUUUUUGAGGCCGACAGCGAUGAGGCCUUCGAGCAGCCCGCACCGCUGCUGGCAGCCCUGUGCGUCAGCGGCAUGGAGCCCGCCGCGGCCGCAGGCAUCGUGACCCUCAGCCUGUACGCCGAGCAGCAGCAUCUGAGCACGCUGGCUGGGCAUGCCAUCGCCCUGGCUGGCUGGCUGCGGAACGUGUGCGAGCUCAGGCUGGAGUCCAUGGUGCCCUGCGAGGAGAGCCCCGACGAUAACCUUGUCGUGUACAGCGCCCUACGCUCUGCGCUGCCGCGCCUGGAAACACUGUUCUUCCCCCACGUCGCCUUCCUGCCGGGACUGGAGGCGUUCGUCGGCAGCAGGCUCAGCAGCGUCAUCGUGGAGGAGGACGCCAUGGGCUGCCGCUUGCACAUGCAGGACGUCCGCAGCCUGCAGCAGCUGACCCACAUUAGCCACCUGGAGCUGUGCCUCAGCGGCGGCGACAUCGGCGGGCCAGCGGAACGCGAGCCGGAGCCUGCAUCGGCGGAGGAGGCGGCGGCGGCGGCGGCAUGGCCGGGCUGCGAGGACGACGAGGCGACGCUGGCGGGGAUGGACAAGGACGACGCAGAGCAGCUGCGCAGCCUGCGGUGGCUACUGGCCGCACCACCGGCUGGGCUGCGCCGACUGGAGAUGCGGCAGUUCUGGAUAGACAGCGACUUGCGGGACAAUUCGGCGGAUGAGAACGCCUACGCGGAUGCGGAAGGCAUCGUCAUCAGCUUCGCGGAGGGCGGGCGCCUGACGGCUGUAGACCUGGGGUCCGUGGACGGUCUGGACGGCAUGAACUACCUCGCGGCGGCGCUGCUGCCGCGCCUGCUGCUGGCGCCGCCGGCGCCGGGAUCGCAGCGGCUGCCGCUGCUGCAGAUCAAGGAGAUCAGCGACACGGCGGCGCGAUUCCGCAGCUUCCUGCAGCCGCAGCGGCCCCUGGCGCGGCUGCUGGCGCUGUGCGACCGCGUGGAGGUUGGGCGCGUCGAGGUGCGCGGCAAGCCUCCGGCGGCGGACACGGCAGCGGUAGUGUGCGCGGCCGCGAAGUUCUUCCACUGGCCUCAUUACAUGGCCUUCAACCUGAAUAAUGACCGUACGAUCAAGAUCGGGCAAAUCAGCAUCGCACCACCAGGCAGCAGGGGCAGCGGACGCAGAAGCGGCGAUGGAGGCAGCAGUCAGACUGCCGGCGGUGCGCAGCUGGCUGCGCCUGGGCCUUGCCCGCCGGCGCUGGCGGACGUCACGGCGCAUCAGUUGCUGCAGCGAGCGGGGAACCUGAUGUGGUCAGCGGCGGCCGGAACGGCAACGGCGACUUCAGCGGCCAGCAGCGUGUGCGAGGGCCACGAGGGCUGCAAGGGCAUGCCGCUAGGCGUGGGCGCUAUGGGCGCCGUGGGCGCCGCCGCCGCAAGGCUGGCCAGCUGUCCGCGGCAGAGCCGGUGCGCGGACCUGCUGCUGCGGGGGCCGCUGUUGAGGCAGUUGGCCGUCGGCCCCGGCGGCGCGCGGCAGCUCGUGGCCUGGCUGGAUGCCUGGGUGGAGGAGGCCACAUCAGCGGCUGCGUCACUGGAUGGGCAGCACGUGGGUGCGGCGGCAGGAAGCACAGGGCCGGGCGGCGGGGCGGCAGGAGCAGCGUGCUCGGCAGCGGCGGAGGUGGCGCGAGGGACCUGCAUCACCUCAUGCGAGGUCGCGGCAGCUGCAGCCACCGCGUGGGUGCGGUGCCGUGACCCGCCGCGGCUGUGCGCGGCAGUGAAUGCGGCGGGCGCAGUCCACCCGGGCAGCCUGGAGGCGCUGCUGCUGCUUCGGCCGUCGGGGCGUUAUCAAUGGAGCACCCACCUGGCCAUGGCCGUUCAGGAGCUGUGGGACCGCCACACGGCAGCCGCACCCGCUGGCGAAGGCUCGUCAGCGGUCACGACUGGGGCCCCCUCCUGUACGGUGGCGGCGGCGGCGGCGCCGGCUGCCGCCUCCAGCAGUGAUGCGCACAAGCUGGCGCUGCUGCAUCGGCUGGUGGUCCUGCAGCUCGAGGCGCUGGGGAGCGUACUGGUUUGGGAGAGAACGGUGGGUGACGACGGCUAGGGACGGAGUGAGCAUGCAGAGGAGGGGGGCGGUGCGCAAUGUAAUGUUUCCAGGGCGUUGGGAGCUUAGUGCUAUGGGCGUACGAGAGCUUCAAAUGGCUGUGAAUGCUGCGGCACAUGCCAGUUGGGAGCUUGGGUGUUGGCGGGUUUGAGGGAAUGUGAUUUAAUGUGGAAGGGUGUGUGUUAGGGUUGAUUGCUGUCAAAGGACGCAGUUGCCAUGCUUACGAGUGCGCGUGAGCACAUGGCGGGAGAACAAGAGGAGCCGGCGGCGUAGUGUCAUUAUGGAUGGCCAAACGCGCUAUGGCUGGCGAGUUUGCUACUGCACUGAAAGCCAGGGGCAGCCAAGGAUGUGCGUGGCAGCCUGCACGGGCACAUGGCGUUCUUGGGGGCCGUAUGGGUGUGGGGACAACUCCGGGGCUGACGUUGGGAUGCCCAGCCGGCAAGUACUACGAAAGCACCUCCUGCAUGCCGGCCGGCGGGUCAACUGGGUUCCGACACAUGUAAGCCAUCGGGUCG
Messenger RNA from Chlamydomonas reinhardtii, 2982 nucleotides. RefSeq lists its product as uncharacterized. Gene Ontology annotation, biological process: protein deneddylation; COP9 signalosome assembly. Lineage: Eukaryota; Viridiplantae; Chlorophyta; Chlorophyceae; Chlamydomonadales; Chlamydomonadaceae. Gene Ontology annotation, cellular component: COP9 signalosome. The transcript has 2 exons. The record is from RefSeq and is a predicted model, not a curated record. The coding region runs from base 314 to 2467 and encodes 717 amino acids.